AUGAUAACUCCACGGUUUUACUGUACCCAAACUCUUGAAGCAGUGGCAGUAUCAAUUUACUGCCCAUCAGUAAGAGCCUCUGAUGUGGAGAUCAAUGUCGAUGAGACUUUGUUGACCGUUCACAUCAACCCUUAUUUUCUUCGUAUAAACUUUCCUCAUUCGGUCCUCGACGACGACCAAUCCUCUGCAACCUACGAUCCAAGCAGUGGAUAUUUAACGGUUACAUUGACUAAAGAGACGAAGGGGCAAGAAUUCCCUGACUUGGAUUUACUAGCAAAGCUACUGGCUCCACGUCAUGUUGAAGUUCCAAAACAGCCGGCUAUAGAAGUCAUCGGGUCUGAGACUUCACCACAAAGCGAGCUGGAAGAACUUGUGGAUUUAACUGAUGCGAUCUCGCUUGAACAACGGGAAAUAUUGGAAGCCGCUGAAAAUGACUGGCAGUUUCCCCAGACUAUCGCAGAAACCUCUUCUCCAUUACAACUAUCCACGAAGAGAUAUUAUGGGUUCUUGAAUAUGUACACAGGAUACUUCACCCACGUUGCUCACACAGAAAAUGAUGUCAAUGAACUAGGGAGUGAGGCUGAAAGUUGCUUACCAGAAGAACGACGAGCGAAAAGAUUGCAACAUGAAGAGGUGAAAUGGGAUGAGGAGCAUUAUAUGGCGGAUUACGUGGAUGAUGAGUACAUUCAAGAACUUCUUGCCUGGGAAGAUCCCGAGCUUGGAAAUGCUGAAUGUAUAUUCACCGAGAGCGAGAAUAUGACGAUGCUCCAUUUACCGCGCAAAGAAUACUUACCUACAAAAUCACAGGAGCGAAACCUGUAUCUAACACUAUUAACCUUGUUAUUCGCAUACGCCUAUGACAGACGCACGACACAGCACGACCCCACCCCUGAAAGCGCCUGGACAAUUUGCUCACUCGUACCUGCGUUCUCAGCGCUGGAUCCCCCUCCAUAUGUAUCUUUAGAAAGCGUUCCCCUGUCUAUCCCCACGUCGGGGUUCACCGAUUCCGACCUCGCUUCAGCUUUGAUGCCGUCUUAUCGGCGUUCUCUUGCAUUCCCUCUUUAUCGCUCUUUCGCAAUGGCCGAUGCUUGUCAGAAUGACGUAGCAGCCAUUUUGGCGAAGGGUAGAAGGACGGUCACGCGUUACUUAUUGGAGAUGAAACAUGUUUUGGACCAUCAUGAAGUAUAUUACGUGUAUAACAAAAUCUGGGUCGAUGAUUUCUGCGUUUGGAUCCAAGCAUCGGCGAGCGAUGAGGUGUUAUUAGACAUCGCACAGCAAUUGAAUGCUCUGGCCAUUACGAAAUCGAUGAUUGGCUGGAACAUCGAGAAGUUAGAAGCUGCAACCCUUCUGGACACUACUAGUAGCGACAGCGACAACGAGUCGUCUGAAUGACCUUAUGAGGAGUCGUCU
This is a messenger RNA of Suillus subalutaceus, 1410 nucleotides long. RefSeq names its product SHQ1 protein-domain-containing protein. Lineage: Eukaryota; Fungi; Basidiomycota; Agaricomycetes; Boletales; Suillaceae. The record is from RefSeq and is a predicted model, not a curated record. Gene Ontology annotation, biological process: box H/ACA snoRNP assembly. The coding region runs from base 1 to 1392 and encodes 463 amino acids. Gene Ontology annotation, cellular component: nucleoplasm; cytoplasm. The transcript is spliced from 6 exons.